Messenger RNA from Daldinia vernicosa, 1623 nucleotides. RefSeq names its product cytochrome P450. Lineage: Eukaryota; Fungi; Ascomycota; Sordariomycetes; Xylariales; Hypoxylaceae. Gene Ontology annotation, molecular function: heme binding; iron ion binding; oxidoreductase activity, acting on paired donors, with incorporation or reduction of molecular oxygen. The transcript has 4 exons. The record is from RefSeq and is a predicted model, not a curated record. Bases 1 to 1623 code for a protein of 540 amino acids.
AUGUUCGAGCUUUUCCUCCUUGCAAUAGCCACGCUGCUAGUCUCGUAUCUCUACGCAAGGCUGAGAUAUUGGCGUUUAAUACAAUAUGCGCAUAUUCCACAGUUGCCAAACCACCUUCUUUGGGGACAUCUCAAAGUCUUUGGCGAAUUCAUGUAUCGCGGAAUCCUUGACCGCCACCCAGACAAAAUCUUCGAGGAGAUGUGGGAAUCCAUAGGACGCCCCCCUAUAAUGCUUGUAGAUUUGCGGCCCAUCAACCCUCCAAUGGUUCUUUUACCUAGCCAUGAUGUCGCCGAGCAGAUAUCGAAGCCUACUAAGCUUUUCUCUCUGAGCGUGCCUAAGUCGCCAACUUGGACCCAUAUGAUUCCCCUCAUAGGUUCAACAUCAAUCCUAGGCAGAGAGGGUCGUGACUGGAAGAAUAUUCGCAAAAGAUAUAAUCCAGGGUUCACGACACAACACUUGUGGAGCCUCUUGCCCCUUUUACUCGAGAAAAUGGAACCAUUUUGGGACCGUCUGGAUCAACUCGCAGUAUCAGGGGAGGAAUUUUCCCUUGAGACGUUAAUAUCUAACUUAACCUUUGAUGUCAUUGGCGCCGCCGUGUUAGCAGUCGACCUAUAUGCUCAGAACAUAGAUCCUUCUAAGCAAGGCGAAAUAAUCCCUUUGUUCAGACAACUCGUCCAAACGUACAACGAUGAUAAGAAUAAUCUCCCGUGGUGGAUUGCCCCCUUUACAGCGUUUAAACGAAAGCAGCUAGCUAAGCGCAUCGAUAUAUUGAUCAAGAAUAUAAUACAACAGAAGUAUGCUGAAUUGAAAGAAGAGGCAGCCGGAAACAGAUGGCAGAGCAUCGUCGCGUUGGGUUUACAAGAAUCUGAAGCACUGACGCCCCAGCUUCUAUCGGAAACAUCAGACCAAGUGCGCAGUUUUCUAUUCGCAGGCCACGACACAAAUACCAGCGCCCUACAGUGGGCUUUCUACGAGUUGAGCCGCACGCCCCGCGCACUCAAAGCCGUACGAGACGAACUUGACGACAUUCUUGGACCUGAAUCAGACCCCCAAAUGAUAUGUGCUAGGCUUGCGCAUAAAGGCGAUAGCCUCCUGCCGCGUAUGCACUAUAUCAAUGCCGUCAUCAAGGAAACACUCCGCCUACACCCGCCUGCUGGUACCGUUCGAAUGACGCAGCCGGGGACCGGCUUCGCAGUCCGUGCGUCUACCGGCGAGGAGUACUGCCUUGACGGUCUUAUAAUGUAUUCGUGCCAGAGCAUUAUUCAGCGGGAUCGAGACGUCUAUGGGGAUACUGCGGAUGACUGGGUGCCUGAGCGAUGGCUCGACGAGAAAGCCAAGAGCAUCCCUCCCAGCGCGUGGAGGCCGUUUGAGAGAGGGCCGAGGGCUUGCAUCGGUACAGAACUCGCGAAUCUUGAAUCACGUGUCAUAAUUGCCAUCGUAGCUCGUAAAUACGAUUUUAUCAAGACGGGGUUAGGGGAAAGCGACCUCGAUGAGAAGGGUCGUCCUAUGUUAAAUGAAAAGGGGCAAUAUAAAUCCAAAUCCGAAUUAUAUAACACACGACGGAUGACAUCCCAACCGGUAGAUGGAACAACAAUGAAAGUUAAAUUAGCUACCAGACUCUAG